This is a messenger RNA of Hemiscyllium ocellatum (epaulette shark), 1489 nucleotides long. RefSeq names its product class I histocompatibility antigen, F10 alpha chain-like. Bases 72 to 1088 code for a protein of 338 amino acids. The transcript is spliced from 6 exons. NCBI's taxonomy places the organism in Eukaryota, Metazoa, Chordata, Chondrichthyes, Orectolobiformes, Hemiscylliidae. Gene Ontology annotation, biological process: immune response. Gene Ontology annotation, cellular component: external side of plasma membrane. The record is from RefSeq and is a predicted model, not a curated record.
CUCAAUAGCAGUUUUCCCCUCUGUGUUUUAUUCCCAAUCACUGAUUGGAAUAGGGAGAGUGGAUUCCCAGAAUGUUGCUGAUCCUUCUCUCCAUCUCCCUGUGUUUUUCCCGGGUCUCUCCCGACACCCACUCACUGACUGUGAUCUACACGGCAGUCUCUGGCAUUAAGGAUUUUCCGGAGGUGACUAACAUUGCGAUAGUCAAUGGAGUUCAACUCAAUUAUCAUGACACUAAUAUUGGUCGGAUGGUCCCCAGGCAGCAGUUCAUGGUGGACUAUUUUGAUGCAGAGUACUGGGAAUAUCUCACAGGUCUCGGGAAUACACGAUCAGACAUGGCAAAGGAGAAUCUGAAUACGAUGAUGAAAAGUACAAACCGGACAUCUGGAAUUCAUGUGUUUCAAUGGAUAGCAAUUGCCGAGAUCACUGAUGACGGCUCUAUUAAGAGAUCGAUGCGAGUUGGAUUUGAUGGAGAGGAUUACCUCAGCUUAGAGCUAGAUAGAAUGAGAUGGAUUGCAACCAAUCACAAUGCAGUAAAGACUAAAGAGAAAUGGAAUGCUGAUGAAUCCUGGAACAAAUAUUGGGAAACACAUCUCAAGCAAGGAUUUGUUCAGAAUUUAAAGAGAUAUUUGCAAGCUGGAAAGCAGUAUUUUGGAAGGAAAGUUCAGCCUGAAGUGUUCAUCUCCAGGAGGGAGCCCAAUGGUCAGGACAAGCCGCUCACUCUCUCCUGCCUGGUCACUGGGUUUUAUCCUGUAGACAUCGAGGUGACCUGGCUAAGGAAUGGAGAGGUCAUGUCUGGGACCCAAUCCUCAGGGGUACGACCGAACCACGAUGGGACCCAUCAGAUCCAGAAAGAGAUUGAGAUCAAUGCUGGGAAUGAGGAUCAAUACUCCUGUCAAAUUGAACACAGCAGCCUGGCAGAGGGCAAGCUCUAUCAGUGGGAAGUCCUGAAAAACAGUGCAGGAUAUGCUCAUCUUGGAAUUGUGAUUGGAUUAGUCGCUGCAAUGGCUGCAAUAUUCGGAAUAAUCAUCUGGAAAAAACCCUGGAGAGGUUCACCAGGUGGGACCUACACAACAGCUCCCAGGAAGUGACUGAGGGGACAGAAUGUUGGGAAUGAUGGGAGAGGGAUUUGCAAGUACAGAGUUACAUUGCACUGAGUGUUCCUCAGGCUGACACAUCUGCCACCCUCCUCACUCUGAAGACCCUCAAACUCUUGUCUCUUAUCCCACUUCUUCCUCAUUUUCACACCUUCUUCCCCCCUCAUUCGUCUCCAUCCAAUUCUUUGCUUUUUCAUCCGUUAUCCCCCAUCCAUCACCAGUCAGUUCCUGUUCCCUCAGGCCCCAGUGUCCCACUGCCUCACCCUUCACUUCCCCAUCCCCCACACUGCACUCCCUCAACCCCACCAUCCACUCUCUCCCUCCAAUCCCUCUUCCUCCACUCCCUUUGUGCUGUGCCCCCUGGGUCUGGUUUGUUCAUGCUGAGGGGAAUUGAA